UGUGAAAUCACCCACAAUGCAAUGCGCCAUUUUCUGUCUUGUCACAUGACUACAUACAAAGGCGGAAGUAAAAAGCUAAACAUCAGAUCAGAGCAGAAAAUACAACGGCGGUGAUGUGAUGGCAGCUGCCAGUGUGAGUCGACCCGGUGGUUUGAUAAACACAGAGAAAUCACAGCUCACCUUAAAAGUGGUAUCAGCGAGGCCUCAGUCUCCGAAGCUCCCAGCUCGUCUGGCUCGCGGCAGCUCAUUUGUGGAGGUGACGGCUGACGGUCUGAGCACCGAGACCAAGAAAACCUGCAAACGCAGUGGAAAUGACCUGCAGUGGAACGAAGACCUCACACUUAAUGUGACUCCUCUGAGCCGGUUGGACCUGAAGUUGUGGAGUUGUCACACUCUGAGGAAAGAGCUUCUGGGCAGCGCCACCAUCGACCUGCUGGACACACUGCGCACUCACCACGGGAAAAUGGAGAACGUGGAGCUCAGUCUGGAGUUACAGAUGGAGAAUAAAGGCUCGGUUGUGUCGGGUGGAGAGCUGAACGUCUGUUUGGACGGCUUAGUUGUUGAUCUGGGAUCACUGCCCAAUCAGGGUGCAGAAGCUGACAAGAUGCUGCCGACGGAGUGUACCCACCUUUUCAGGACUCAGGGCUCAGAGAUGACUGGCUCGAUCAGUAGCCCCCGCAGAAAUCUGAGAGCAGCAAGUGUAGAUUCUCCUGGAGCUUCAAGAGGAACAGUGCUUACUAAUGGAGACACAAACACAGACUCAACCCACUAUGACACAGAUAAAGGUAAUCCUGCAGCAGAAGAAAAUGCGUGUGGCCAGAACACACCUCCAUCACCAUCACUCAGACCAGAUGUCCCUCCCACUGACAUCUCUGCCCCGCCUCCAUCUGCAGAUUCAGCUCCGCCUACACAAGACCAACACACACAGCCAGCAGUGGAGGAUUUACCUGCCGGGUGUGUGUAUGUGUGGGUGAUUGUGUAUGAGGGUGUGUGUAUGCGUAUGUGUGAGGGUAUUAGUGUGUAUGAGUGUAUUAGUGUGUAUGAGUGUAUUAGUGUGUAUGAGUGUGUGUAUGAGUGUGUGUGUGUGUGUGUGGUAAGGUGGGAGAAGCGUGUGGAUCAGCGUGGACGGUUUUACUACGUGGACCACAACACACGGACGACGACGUGGCAGCGGCCCACAGCUGAGUCGGUCAGGAACUUUGAGCAAUGGCAGAGUCAGCGCAGUCAACUACAGGGGGCCAUGCACCUGUUCAACCAGAGAUACCUGUACCAGUCGUCUGGAGCUCCGGUUGAGAAUGAUCCUCUGGGCGCUCUUCCUCCAGGAUGGGAGAAGCGUCAGGACAAUGGCAGAGUUUAUUUUGUCAAUCACAACACACGGACCACACAGUGGGAGGAUCCUCGAACCCAAGGGAUGAUCCAUGAGCCCCCACUGCCCCCUGGCUGGGAGAUGAAGUACACUGCUGAGGGUGUGAGGUACUUUGUAGAUCAUAAUUCUCGCACCACUACCUUCAAAGACCCGCGUCCAGGAUUUGAGUCAGGCUCACGACAGGGUGGAUCACCAGGUGCCUAUGACCGAAGCUUCAGAUGGAAAUAUCAGCAGUUCCGUUUCCUGUGCCAUUCCAAUGCUUUGCCCAGUCAUGUAAAGAUUUCAGUUUCGAGGCAGACUCUGUUCGAGGACUCGUUCCAGCAGAUUAUGAACAUGAAGCCGUACGACCUGCGCCGGAGGCUCUACAUCAUAAUGAGAGGAGAGGAGGGGCUCGACUACGGCGGCAUCGCCAGGCAAUGGUUCUUUCUGCUGUCCCAUGAGGUGUUGAACCCGAUGUACUGUCUGUUUGAAUAUGCCGGUAAAAAUAACUACUGCCUGCAGAUAAACCCCGCCUCCUCCAUAAACCCUGACCACCUCACUUACUUUCGCUUUAUUGGUCGCUUUAUCGCCAUGGCACUGUAUCAUGGGAAGUUUAUCGAUACAGGCUUCACUCUGCCUUUCUACAAGCGCAUGCUGAAUAAAAAACCCACACUGAAGGAUCUGGAGUCCAUCGACCCCGAGUUCUACAACUCCAUCGUCUGGGUCAAGGAAAACGAUGUGGAGGAGUGUGGAGUUGAGCUGUAUUUUGCACAGGACAUGGAGAUUUUGGGGAAGGUGUCCACACACUCGCUGAAGGAUGAUGGUGAGAACCUGCUCGUCACUCAGGAGAACAAGGAGGAGUAUAUCAGUUUGCUGACAGACUGGCGGUUCUCCCGGGGAGUGGAGGAACAGACCAAAGCGUUUCUAGAUGGUUUUAAUGAAGUUGUUCCACUUGAAUGGCUUCGUUACUUUGAUGAGAAGGAGCUGGAGCUGAUGCUGUGUGGGAUGCAGGAGAUUGAUCUGAGUGACUGGCAGAAAAACACCAUCUAUCGGCAUUACACUAAGAACAGCAAACAGAUCCACUGGUUCUGGCAGGUUGUGAAGGAGAUGGACAAUGAGAAAAGGAUUCGCCUGCUGCAGUUUGUCACAGGAACAUGUCGGCUGCCUGUGGGAGGAUUCGCUGAGCUGAUAGGGAGUAACGGACCACAGAAGUUCUGCAUCGACAAAGUGGGCAAGGAAACAUGGCUGCCGAGGAGCCACACCUGCUUUAAUCGUCUGGACCUGCCACCAUAUAGGAACCUGGAACAGCUGCGUGAGAAACUUCUGUUUGCCAUCGAGGAGACCGAGGGCUUCGGUCAGGAGUGAGCGCAUGAACUGUGGACUAGACACCGAGGUCUUGAAGAUGGGGACAAGACCACAGACCAAUAUACCGCUUUGCACCAUGAACACAGGAUCUUAACACUCUGACAUGCAUUUACGCUAAUUUAAAACAUAAUAAUAAUACAAUUCUAUUUAUGUAGCAAAAGACCAAACUUUACAGAAUGAAAUGUUUAAAUCGCAUAGAAAACUGUAAAGCCU
Molecule: messenger RNA, 2923 nt
Organism: Tachysurus vachellii
Lineage: Eukaryota; Metazoa; Chordata; Actinopteri; Siluriformes; Bagridae
Gene: wwp2
Product: WW domain containing E3 ubiquitin protein ligase 2
Exons: 24
Coding region: 119-2710 (863 amino acids)
Biological process (GO): protein K63-linked ubiquitination; negative regulation of transcription by RNA polymerase II; regulation of monoatomic ion transmembrane transport
Molecular function (GO): protein binding; ubiquitin protein ligase activity
Source: RefSeq, a predicted model, not a curated record